CGUCCCGGUUAUAACGCGCUUUCUCCUCCCGGGCCCCCGCUCCGGCUCAUGGCUCCCCGGGCCUCUCGAUGCCCGGGGGGGGUCCGGGGGGUCCGCCCGGCAUGGCGGGGGGGGGUCGUGGCGGCAAGAAGGGAGGAGGAGGAGGAGGAGGAGGAGCGGGGGUGUCGGCGAAGAUGGCGUUCCGGCGGGCCUACUCCAUCCAGGACAAGCUGCAAGCCAUCGAGCGGGUGAAGGAAGGCGAGAGGCAGGCGUCGGUGUGCCGGGCUUUCGGGGUGCCGGGGGGCACGCUGAGGGGCUGGCUGAAGGACGAGGCCAAGCUGAGGUGGUUCCUGGAGCAGCUGGGGGGCGAGGUGGGCACCCAGCGCAAGAAGAUGCGCUUGGCCAACGAGGAGGAGAUCGACCGCGCCGUCUACGCCUGGUUCCUGACCCUGCGGCAGCACGGCGUCCCCCUCUCCGGACCUCUCAUCCAAGCCCAAGCCGAAGCUUUCGCCCGGCAGAUCUACGGGCCGGGAUGCACCUUCAAGGCCAGCCACGGCUGGUUCUGGCGUUGGCAGAAGCGUCACGGCAUCUCCGGCCAACGCGUCUACGGCGAGGCCGGCCUCCCCGCCCGGCCCCGACGCCUGCCCGACGCCUGCCCGGCCCCGGCCGCCGACGCCGGGGGUUACGGGGACCAGCAGAUCUACAACGCCAACGUCACCGGGCUCUUCUGGAAGCUGCUGCCAGGACAGAGCGGCGGGGCGGCGGCGGCGGCGCGGCGGAGGCCGGCUCCGCGCCGGCGGGUCACCGUGCUGCUGGCCGCCAACCUGACGGGCUCCCACAAGCUGAAGCCCUUGGUGGUCGGGAGCCUUCGCGAUCCCCUCAGCCUCCGACAUCACAACCAGGACAAGUUCCCCGCUUGCUACCGCUACAGCCCCCGAGCCAGGCUGGGGCCGGCGCUUCUCCGGGCUUGGUUCUUCGAGGACUUCGUGCCGGGCGUCAAACGCUACCUCCGGCGGAGCUGCCUGCAGCAGAGGGCUGUGUUGCUGCUCAGCUCCCCGCCACCCCUUCCUGGGGUGGGUCCUGAGGAGCCCCCGCCGCUGCAGACUCCCGACGGGUCCAUCCGUGCCCUUUUCCUCUCCAAGGGACCUGCCGGGGGCGGCUCGGCCGGAGGAGGAGGAGGAGGAGGAGGAGGCCGGAUCCCGGCCCCGCUGGAGCAAGGGGUGGUGUUGGCCUUCAAGCAGCUCUACAAGAGGGAGCUGCUGCGCUUGGCCGUCUCCUGCGUGGCCGGUGGCUCCGGUGGCCCCGUGGACUUCGUCAGGUCCUUCCUCCUCAAGGACAUGUUAUACCUGGCCGGUCUCUCCUGGGACCUCAUCCCUCCCGGCUCCAUCGAGAAGUGCUGGCUGCUGGGGCUGCGCGCUGCCUUCGAGCCCCAGCCCGGGGAGGAAGGGCACGGAGACCUUCCUCCUCCGCCCGGGGAGGAAGGUGGAGGGGACAGCAAAGUCUUCAGCGACCUGACCCACCUGGCGGCGUUGGCCUACAAGCGCCUGGCCCCCGAGGAGGUGGCCGACUGGCUGCACAUGGACGACGCGGAGGAGGGCGACGGGGAAGAGGAGGCGGAGGAGGAAGGCUGCGGGGCUGAGGAGGAGGAUGAGGAGGAGGAGGAUGAGGAGGAGGAGGCAGCUGCUGGAGGUGGCAGAAGAGGCGGGGAAGGAGGGGGUGCCUUGCUGCCCACGGCUCGGGAAGCCAUCGAGGGCCUGGAGACGGCGUUACGCUGGCUGGAAGGUCAAGACCCCCGGCAGGUGGGACCCAUGAAGCUGGUGCAGCUCCGCUCCCUCCUCAGCAUGGCCCAGAGGCUGCACCGGGCUGGCAGCCCCUGCUCCUAGGGCAGGACCACCCGUGACCUCUUGGCUGCCCAACCCCUCAGGACCCCACCACGGGGUUGGGGACGCCCUGGCUGUCCCAAGGGGCUGGUGGUGGGGGUGCCGGCUCCCCUCGCCGCUCCAUCACGGGUGGUCCCGGGUUUGCCACGGAGAGGGGACAACAAUUUAGGGCUAAACGGGGUUUUCAUUUGAGCGACAACCCCUCCGUACCUUGUGUAGUUGAGGGUUGUUCCUCACCCUGAAGUAUAUUUAGGAGGUGCUAUUUUUUAAAUCCCAUGAGGCCGAGCCAGGGUGGUGGCCCCUUGCUCACGGGCAACAGGAGAAGGGGGUGGGUGUCCCCCCUCAACCCCGUGGGGAGAAGGGGCGAGGGAAGGACCUGCUUGGUGUCACCACAAGGAUCCAGGAUGAUGGGGGAAGUGACACUUAGUUCCUCACAUCUUGGAGAUGGGCACAGUUGGUGGGACAGGGACCACUCCUGGGGAGCUGUAAGGCAAAAGUCCUGUCCUGGAAGAGGCCGGUGACCUCACUUGCUGGUGAAAUGGAGUCUUGUUAAACUGGGGAGGUCUGGAGCUGGUUCAAGACAACUUUCUUCAUGCACUGGAUUGGGGCAGGGACACUUGGGUGGCACCUGAGAAGCUGCAGCUCCCCAGAGAGGGUCACCUCCAUCAUUCCCAGGAACAACCAGACCAUGGAGACUCUGUUGAAACAGGUACCAUCAUCCCAGCCACCCUGGUGAAGCCAAAGCCUUCGGUGAUGGGUGGGAUUGAGGUGCCUCCUCUGGGCUUUUGUGGGGUGGCUGGGGCUGGAGAACGUGUCUCACUGAGGAGACAACCUCAAGCAUUGCAAGUUGGUUUUUACCUGUUGGGUCUUUGUCUCAUAACUUCAGAGUUUAUGAAAAUUAAAUGGAUUUUUAUGCCCGC
Apus apus (common swift) is the source of this 2779-nucleotide messenger RNA. RefSeq names its product tigger transposable element derived 5 (gene TIGD5). Lineage: Eukaryota; Metazoa; Chordata; Aves; Apodiformes; Apodidae. The transcript has a single exon. Gene Ontology annotation, molecular function: DNA binding. The record is from RefSeq and is a predicted model, not a curated record. Bases 69 to 1862 code for a protein of 597 amino acids. Gene Ontology annotation, cellular component: nucleus.